Molecule: messenger RNA, 872 nt
Organism: Penaeus chinensis
Lineage: Eukaryota; Metazoa; Arthropoda; Malacostraca; Decapoda; Penaeidae
Product: fringe glycosyltransferase-like
Exons: 6
Coding region: 108-872 (254 amino acids)
Biological process (GO): regulation of Notch signaling pathway
Cellular component (GO): membrane
Molecular function (GO): O-fucosylpeptide 3-beta-N-acetylglucosaminyltransferase activity
Source: RefSeq, a predicted model, not a curated record
GUGUUAGCUUGGGCGGUGCGGAGGCUGUUUCGUCCAGCUGACGGGGGGCGGUAUCCACGUGCGUGCGUGCGUGCGUGCGUGCGAGCGAGGGACCGCAGGAAGGAACGAUGAGGGUGAAGAUCUGCAGCAUGGCCCAACAGGCGGCCCUCGUGUGCGGCGUAAUGACGGCCUUCGCGCUGGUCUUCCACAACCUGGCGCAGGACACGGCUGGUACCAGGGCGGCCAGCCCUCGCCUCUCGGCUGUCCAGGGCUGGCCCGAGAGAGCCCCCCGUUCCCUCGGCAGGGACUACGAGCUGCCAGGGGGCGAGAACGCCCUGCAGGAGGCCCAGGGCGAGGGCCAGACGGGGGCGAGGGCAGAGGACCCCCUCGCGGCCGACGCAGGCGACGACGAGGAGGAGCGAAGGAAGGGCCUCCUGAACGCCCUCGUCGCCACCGCCACGGCCAAGCCCACCACCUCGCUCGACGACAUCUUCAUCAGCGUCAAAACCACCAAGAAAUUCCACAAGGAGAGGCUCGAGAUCAUCCUCAGGACGUGGUUCAAGCUCGCGCCCCACCAGACUUGGUUUUUCACAGACGACGACGAUGCUGAAUACCAGAGGAAAACAGGCGGCCACCUGAUCAACACCAACUGCUCAGCGUCGCACCGGAGGACUGCGCUCUGUUGCAAGAUGGCCAGGGAGUUCGAUGCCUUCCUGGAGAGCAACAAGAGAUGGUGGUGCCACUUCGACGACGACAACUACGUCAACGUGCCCCAGCUGGUGAGGACCCUCGGGGACUACGACCCGACGCAGGACUGGUACCUCGGCAAGAACUCCAUCCGGGCGCCGCUGGAAAUCAUCAAUAGGGAUAAUGUUUCUGGUGUUGGAGUGUAG